CCCCCACUCUCAUUCCACACCAAAAAUCACAAGCCCUCUCAGCUGGGAAACCAAAAACCCAUCUAUUUUGUUCCUGAAAAACCCCCGAAAGGAAAAUGGCAGUUUUGGGUUCUUCCUCUUCUCUUUUGAAACUCUUUCUUGUUGCUUCUUUGAUCCAAGUCUCUUUGGGUUCUAGCAGAUUUUUCCAAGUCUCCUUGGCAACAAGGAAGCUCAGUGAGCUUGUCCAAGGCCAAACCCAGCUCUUGAAAUACCACAAUGGCCCUCUUCUUUCUGGCAAAAUAGCCAUCAACCUCGUUUGGUAUGGCAACUUCAAGCCUUCCCAGAAAGCCAUCAUCUCAGACUUUAUCACCUCCUUGUCUUCAUCUUCACCCCCAAAAACCACCCCACCAUCCGUCGCCACGUGGUGGAAAACCACUGAAAAAUACUACCACCUCAGCUCUAACAAGAAGACCUCUGUCUCCCUCUCUUUGGGAAGACAGAUUCUUGAUGAAAAAUACUCCCUUGGGAAAUCCCUAACCACCAAACAGAUAGUGCAAUUGGCCUCAAAGGGUGACCAGAAAAAUGCCAUCAACGUCGUUUUGACGUCUGCCGACGUGACUGUUGAUGGGUUCUGUAUGAACCGAUGCGGGACCCACGGGUCUGCUUUGGGCUCCACCAAAACUGGUCUCAUCAAGGGCAGCAAGCGUUCCAAGUUUGCUUACAUUUGGGUUGGAAACUCAGAGAGACAGUGCCCAGGGCAAUGCGCCUGGCCAUUCCACCAGCCCAUCUAUGGUCCCCAGAGCCCACCACUGGUGGCCCCCAACAACGACGUGGGCCUAGAUGGGAUGGUCAUCAACCUGGCUAGCCUCCUGGCCGGGACAGCAACCAACCCUUUUGGAAACGGCUACUUCCAGGGCCCAGCUGAGGCGCCAUUGGAGGCUGCUUCAGCUUGCCCUGGGGUUUAUGGGAAGGGGGCUUAUCCUGGUUAUGCUGGGAACUUGUUGCAGGAGCCCUCGACUGGCGCAAGCUACAAUGCCAAUGGCGCUAAUGGAAGAAAGUACUUGCUUCCUGCUCUAUAUGACCCUGCAACUUCAUCUUGCUCAACUUUGGUUUAAAUCUUCUGUGGGGUUUGUGAACUUUUAGUAGACGGAAAUGUAUACGCCUGAUUAGGAGUAGAUAUAUUCAUUGAUUUGUUGUAAUUUCUUUUGUUAUGCGGGUUAUAAUUAUAUAAAAAGCAAAUUGUUCUGAUUUGCACCAUAAAACUUUGUCCCUU
Prunus mume (Japanese apricot) is the source of this 1252-nucleotide messenger RNA. RefSeq names its product protein EXORDIUM-like. The record is from RefSeq and is a predicted model, not a curated record. Lineage: Eukaryota; Viridiplantae; Streptophyta; Magnoliopsida; Rosales; Rosaceae.